GUCACCCAUUUGAAAGUUUCCCCAACUUCAAGGAAACACGCGCCAUCCAUAUCCAUAUCAUACGCUCGCUUUCCUCAUAAUCCACCGCUUUCGUCAAUCCAAUCCCAAUCCCAAUCCCUCAACAACUAUUUCACUAUAUUUUCCAAAAUCAAAACCCUAACCCUAAAUUACCCACCUAAUUCGUUCAGAUUCUUCUGUUGUAUACGAUCCCAUUGAUUUGAUUGUUGGUUUCUAGGAGGAGCAGAACUUGAUCUGCCUUCGAUUUUGUGACACAAUGUCUGCGAUUGUGUGUGGGAAGAGAUCUUUCUUCGAAGAAUUACCAACGUCAUCGACUUCUACGGCGCCUCCUGUUGCCAAGAAGCUUCGUUGUUCUUCUUCGAAUUCGACUUCGACUUCUCCCGUUCGCCUGUCGCCUUUUACUAACUCACCGCCAUCCUCCGCACUCAUCGAUCAGCUCCGGGCGGUUUUCCCUAACAUGGAUAAGCAGCUUCUGGAAAAAGCGCUUGAAGAUAGUGGAAAUGAUUUAGAUUCUGCCAUCAAGAGUCUUAAUGAACUUUAUCUUGGAUAUGUAGAUGCAAACUCAUCUUCUGUUGCAUUAUCAUUAUCAAAUACAGCUACCAAUGAAGAAUAUAUAACUUUAGAAAACCAAUCAGCUCAUGAGAAGAAUCCUAGAAAUGGUGCAGAAUGGGUUGAGCUUUUUGUCACAGAAAUGAAGAAUGCCACCAGUGUUGAUGAUGCCAGGUGUCGCGCCAUGAGAAUGCUCGAGAGUUUGGAAAAAUCUAUAACUCAAAAUUCUGGUGAUCAUGCACAAACCCUUCAUAAGGAAAACAUGGUUGUGAAGGAGCAAAUUGAAGUUCUUUUAAGGGAAAAUACAAUACUGAAACGUGCUGUAUCCAUUCAGCAUGAAAGACAGAAAGUUUAUGAAGAGAGCACUCAAGAAGUGCAACAUUUGAAACAGUUGUUGUCAAUGUAUCAAGAACAAUUGAGGACACUUGAGGUGAAUAACUAUGCGUUGACUAUGCAUCUAAAACAAGCUCAAGAAAGCAAUUGUAUGCCUGGAAGGUUUCAUCCUGAUGUGUUCUAAUUAGAAUAAUGAUAUUUAGGAAAAUGAUCUAAUUAAGAUAUAUAAAUAUGUUAUUGUUAUUGUUAUUGUUAUUGUUAUUGUUAUUAGGUGAUUAAUAUAUGUAUGCCAUGUAAAGGCGUGUAGAUUGUAAGAUUAUAUUAUGUUUAAAAACAUUGAUUGAAAGGUUAAUUUAGAUGACACGACCUCACUUCA
Lactuca sativa (garden lettuce) is the source of this 1276-nucleotide messenger RNA. RefSeq lists its product as uncharacterized. Gene Ontology annotation, molecular function: ubiquitin binding. NCBI's taxonomy places the organism in Eukaryota, Viridiplantae, Streptophyta, Magnoliopsida, Asterales, Asteraceae. The record is from RefSeq and is a predicted model, not a curated record.